GGUGCCCGCAGAGUCCACGCGGGGAUCGGGGCGGGGAGGAGAGAAGCCGGCCCCUGGUGCCGGCCGAGGGGUCGUUGCAGAACCGGGCAGCCUUGGCAGGAGCAGGAGUUGCGCCCCGGAUUGGCUCGGGUCCAAAGCCGCCCGCUGGGCCUCUUCUGAAUCCAAGCAUCUCUUCCAGAUCGUGUGAUAUUCGCGUGAUAUUCUUUUUGAUAGCCGAUAUGGACCUAAAGGACCCAGUGACUCUUGCGUCCAUCUCAAACAGCAUAAUACGGUCUCCUGUGCAACACACACUGAAGACAUUGUAUAGGGGUGAACCGAUGGCCCUGGGGAUCACGCAGAUCCUGAUCGGCAUCCUGGAAAUAUCUUUUGGGCUAAUGUUAGUCAUAGUAGAAAGUUCUCCUACAUUCCGUGACGUUGAAGGACAUAUUCUUAUUCCAUAUUGGAUGGCAAUCCUGUACAUCAUUUCGGGAUCCCUUUCUGUGGCAUCUGCCAAGGACCCCAAAGUUCCACUGGUGAAAGGAAUGCUGGGAAUGAAUGUUGUAAGUUCCAUGGGAGCGGGCACUGCGAUUGUACUACUGUGCAUUUCAUUAUCUCAUCCAAGAUUCUACUAUGGCUGCCACUCAUACAAUCACAGAGACGUGCCACCUGACAUUUGCCAGGAAUAUGUCACGGUCCCUCAAAAUCUCAUGUACGCAAUAUCUGCUUUCCUGCUGGCAAUCACUGUCCUAGAGUUCCUCAUCAGCAUCACCUCUGCUGCUUUCGGGUGUGCCACCGUGUGCAAGAUUUCCUACAGUGAAACGACUGUAGUGAUUUUUCAGCAGACUGAUGAGGGGAUCAUUCCUGCUUCAGCUCUCUCGAGGCAAAUGAACGAGGCUGUGGAGGCAUGAAGCAUAUUACAUCAAGCUGGCCUUGUGAAAACGGAGGUGUGUUCCUGGCUGCCACUGGUGCUCCUCUUCUCUUUCCCAUGCUGAGAUGGGGAAGUUAGACAUCUGGAUCCAGCACAACUUUGGCAUGGUUUUAAUCAGAUGUGCAACGACAAACGUUAUAUAAAGAGGGAUCUUCUCAGAUCUCAGAAGCGAAGCAGGAUUGGUACUUGAACGAGAGACCACCAAGAAAGGUUCUGCAGACAAAGGCAAUAGCAAACCACCUCCAGCCAAUGGCAAACCACCUCCACUUUUCACUUGCUUUGAAAGAACCUUGCUGGGGUGAGCAUAAAUUGGCUGCCAAUCUAGUACCCAUACACAACGGCAUAUAUGUUUGUGGUUCUGGCUUUCACUUUGCUUGCAUUCAUCAUUGUGAUGUUUCUAGCAGAGUUCCCAACUUUUUUGGCCUCUGGACACUCAUGGAAGCUUGAGGAGCAGUGCUGAGCACCUUCAUGAAAUGGCUGCCAUGGGAAGCAGAAUCAAUCACCAAAUGGCUGCCAUGGGGUGGAAUCAAAACAUGUUGGAAGGUUGCAAUCCUUGUGCUCUGAAGAAAUCAUGUUCCUGGAGUCUUCUGAAGGAGUUCCUAAUCCAGUGCUGUGGAGGAGAACCAGGAUUGGUUUCUUGCUUUGGGAAAGAAGCAAGGGGGCACCAUAGUGCCCACAGGAUCUUGUCGGUUCCAACCGUUCUUUAGUUCCAUGAAAGUGACUGAUACACUUUGAGCAAAAGCAUACAUUAUUUUCCCCACCACCAAAUACCUCACACAGUAAGACCACAGGAUAUUCAAUUCCUUUGUUUUUUGGGCUCAUAUUUGGAGCUCCAUGUCAAGUAGUUCCUAAAUGCACCUUUGCUUUGAUAACACAAAGGCCAGGAGUUGAUCUGGUGAGAAUAACGAAAGAAGAAUUUCCAUGAAGGAUCAACCUGCAGGUUAUUCCCUGCCUCCUCACAGAAAGGAUAAGGAUGGAGGAACAAUAUACUGGGUGUUCAAGUCAGCUGGAGGGUCCCUGAAGGCAGUGUCACGCUGCUUUCACAAUCCAUCUCAACUUAUUUGACUUCUAAUGCAAUUCCACAUUGUGACCACUAGGGUUACAGGGAAGGCAGCUGAGUAAAAAGCAGUAGCCUUUUUUUUUUUGCAAAGUUUAAUAGAAGGAAGCAAAUAUUUGCAUAUCCCAUUAAAUCAAGUCAAGACCAAUCAGAACAGCUCAUGGCUGCUACAGUCAUUGCCAAGCUGCAGUGUUCUAAUGAGGUUGUUUUUUCCAUCAGACUUUUCCCCUCUUCCUUUUUUUCUACACAGCUGCAUAGUUUUGUCAGCUCAGACAGAUCUUGCAAAGAGGGAGCCCUGCCACUGUUGGAGAAAAUAAAACAACCUUUCUUCUCCUCCUAAUUUCUGUUUCCCCUUUUGCAGAUUUUUUAUCUUGACUCCCUUUCAUGAUUUGCCCUCAUUUAUCCCUGGUGGCUUCUGAUCCCCCAGUGACUUCUAAUGGUAGUAAUGGGGACAGAUGUUCCCCCAACUCUAUUUUAUUAAUGGUGGUGUCUUCCUCCAGUGCAAGUACCCUACUCUGGUAGAAUGUGCCUCUUCCUCUGGGAGCAGGCCUCUUUUUGCCAGAAGAAGUGUUCUAGAGCUGGAGACAAAGUCUGCUGUUGGUGGAAGAGAGCAAUACGAUCCCACCCAAUCAGUGAAUGUAUGUUCUUUGAGAGUUUGCUGAGGCUGUUUGAUGAGACAAUGAAAGAAUGAGGGCAGAGUGGCUCAGACGGUUUGUCUUGAGAAGGACAUUGUCUAACUUAAAGAAUUUGCUGAUGUUUCCAGUGGACAGGAUUAUCCUGAUUUGCUGUAUAGAAAGUAUACUGGGGAUUUGCUGUAUAGAAAGUAUACUGGGGAAGUAUACUUAACCUACUGCAUCUGUGUAUGGUUCUCCAGUUGCACAGUGGCAGAUAGGAAGGCGCUCCAAAGGGUGAUCAAUACUGCACAGAGGAUUAUCGGCUGCCCUCUCCCCUUCU
Messenger RNA from Sphaerodactylus townsendi, 2918 nucleotides. Its product is annotated as membrane-spanning 4-domains subfamily A member 4A-like. Gene Ontology annotation, cellular component: membrane. Lineage: Eukaryota; Metazoa; Chordata; Lepidosauria; Squamata; Sphaerodactylidae. The record is from RefSeq and is a predicted model, not a curated record. Bases 219 to 887 code for a protein of 222 amino acids. The transcript is spliced from 8 exons.